Pseudovirgaria hyperparasitica is the source of this 1970-nucleotide messenger RNA. RefSeq lists its product as uncharacterized. Gene Ontology annotation, cellular component: fungal-type vacuole membrane. NCBI's taxonomy places the organism in Eukaryota, Fungi, Ascomycota, Dothideomycetes, Acrospermales, Acrospermaceae. Gene Ontology annotation, molecular function: calcium:proton antiporter activity. Bases 324 to 1751 code for a protein of 475 amino acids. Gene Ontology annotation, biological process: intracellular calcium ion homeostasis; calcium ion transmembrane transport. The record is from RefSeq and is a predicted model, not a curated record. The transcript has 3 exons.
AAAGUCCUUUAAGCCAUGCACUUGCCGUCUCUUCACUCCUCCCCUUAGGCUUCGCCUUGUUCCUCUUCCUCUCCCUCCGCCCGCCCGCCCUCUUCACCGAACGACAUCUCCAUACCGCAAACGUCUUUAACCCGUCAUUCUCGUUUCUGUUAUAUACCCAAUUGUACCUGAUUCGUUACUUUGGCCUCCUGCUGAAACCAAGCGCCUUUCCACCCACCCCCCUUCAAUUUACGCCAACCACGCUUCUGCGCUUUUACACGUUGCAUACUUCAAAAAACUUGCGCUUCUUCCUGUCUCCCUACGCGAUAUCCUCGACAACAACCAUGAAUCACCGUCGCUCUCGCGAUGUGCCCCCGACGGGCUACGAUGGCGCCGAGCCCAAGCACGAUCCCUCUGUCCCGCCGCACUCGAGCAAUGGCAAGCCGCACAAGAGUCGCUUUCUCCCCACAUUCCACAAGGGCCAGCAGACGCCGGGCAUUGCGCCCGAUGGCGAGAGUGGCCGCAAGGGCUUCCAUCCCCUCAAGUUUAUGAGAAUUUGUGCACGCAGCUCGAGCAAGAUGUCCUCGGCUGUGAAUGUGUUGUGGCCUGUUGUGCCUGCUGCGAUUGCUAUUUAUUUCGCCCGUCCUGAGUGGCAUCUGACCAUUUUCAUUCUGAACUAUAUCGCCAUGGUGCCAUCGGCCAAUCUGCUUGGAUUUGCGGGUCAAGAGCUGGCUCGCAAGCUGCCGAAAGUUAUGGGCAUUAUCAUUGAGACGACUCUGGGCUCGCUGGUUGAGAUUAUCUUGUUUCUUGUCCUGAUUGUGCGGUCGGUCGGCGACGAGAAUGUCCAGGUCAUCCGAGCCGCUAUUCUUGGUUCUCUCCUUGCUAACCUGCUUCUCUGCUUGGGACUCUGCUUCAUUGCUGGAGGUAUCAAAAGAGACGAACAAACUUUCCAUGAGGCUAUCAGUGAGGUCGGCACAGGCUUGAUGCUUGUGGCAGCAAUGGGUCUUAUUAUCCCCUCCGUAUACGCCAACACCUUGGUUCAGGCCGAGCCGCUAUUCCGAAACGAGGCACUCAGCAUUUCGCGUGCCAUUGCCAUCAUGUUUUUGGUCGCCUAUGGUGUCUAUCUCGUGUUUCAGACACACACCCACCAUGGACUGUAUGACGACAUUCUCGAAGCCGACGAACUCAAGGACACCGACAGACAUCGGGAUCUCGCCAAGCAGAAGCUGACCUUCACCGAGGCCCUCAUUGGUAUCGCAAUUGCCAUUGCCUGUGUGGCGCUGAUUGCCGUUGCUCUGAUUGACCAGAUCCACUACCUUGUGGUUGACCGUGGCAUCUCAGAUGCUUUUGUCGGUUUGAUCCUGAUUCCUCUGGUCGAGAAAGCUGCGGAGCAUUUGACGGCCGUCGACGAAGCCUGGGACAACCAAGCAAACUUUGCCCUUGCUCAUGUGCUUGGUGCUUCGAUCCAGACUGCCCUCCUCAACACUCCUCUGGUCAUCAUUGUAGGAUGGGGCCUGAACAAGGGCAUGGAUCUCAACUUUGAAAUCUUCGACACUGUCGUGCUCAUUCUUGCCGUCCUUGUGGUCGGAAACUUCCUCCGCGACGGCAAGAGCAACUAUCUCGAGGGCACGCUGUGCGUGAUUGUCUACAUCAUCAUCGCGAUAUGCGCAUUCUACUACCCGAACCCCCCAGAGGGCCACACCAGCUACACAACGACCGAGGCAGCCACUUUGGGCCUGCAGCCAGACCCGGCCGCCGAGGGCCAUCACUAAGGGGUUGUUGCGCAAACAGGGACUCCUAUUGAUAUGAGUGGUAUAUAUACUUAUUGGAUCGCUGGGAGCGACAUUUCCGCCUCGUAUGGCUCUUUAAUUUCUCUUUUGUUUACUUAGCGAGCGAUAGGCGUUCGGAUAACAUCUCCUACCUUAUCGUGCUAGCCAAUGGAAUCCGGUCUUGUCCUGUAUUGUAUGAACGGAAGCUGUCUUGUGCUCGUG